Messenger RNA from Rhododendron vialii, 946 nucleotides. RefSeq lists its product as uncharacterized. The transcript has 3 exons. NCBI's taxonomy places the organism in Eukaryota, Viridiplantae, Streptophyta, Magnoliopsida, Ericales, Ericaceae. The coding region runs from base 3 to 308 and encodes 101 amino acids. The record is from RefSeq and is a predicted model, not a curated record.
CAAUGUUCCGGUCACCAAACCCCAACCACGCGCCAUUAAUUUUCACACCGCGCCACUCACUGGGCCCACCCUAUCAAAUCUCUCCCCGCCCGGACCCCCUAUAUACAAAUCUCAGAUUCUCCGCAGUGCUCUGGCGUCGCCUAAUUCACUGGGUUUCUCUCAUUUCAGAUUUCAAUCAUCUCGAAAAGAUGAGAGUGAGUGUAGUUACACGGAGUGGUAGAGAACUCUUCAAGGGUGGCCUAGAGCUCAAUGACUCCGCUACUGUAGCUGAUCUGCAAGAAGCAAUUCACCAGCGAAGGAGCUUCUAAAACGGAGUACCAAAGGGAACACCAAUGCGUCAUUGAGGAAUAUUACCGCAGGGAAAGCGCCGUAGCCAAUGGAUGAGAUCCAUCGGCUGGCGCUCGGCUCCUAUCUCAUUGAAAUAGGUGAUGAGCUUACCUCUCAACAAGGAGGCAUCCACCCAAGAGAACACCAAUGCGUCAUCGAUGAAGAUUAGCCAGUGGAUGAGAUCCAUCGGCUGGCGCUCGCCGCCUAUCUCAUUGAAAUAGGCGACCAGCUUACCUCUCAACAAGGAUACGUCCCUUAAAGGGAACACCAAUGCGUCAUCGAGGAAGAUUAUUGAAGGGACAGUGCCGCAGCCAAUGGAUGAGAUCCAUCGUCUGGUGGCGAGGAGCGCGCUUCCAUUCAGAUGGGAGCUCGCUCCUUCCUAAGAUGGGAGCUUUUGUACAACCUUAUAUAGAAAACAAGGAUUUACCAAUUGGCUUUACAAAUUGGUCUUCGAUUUAACUUAUAUGUAUAGCCCAUGUCAUGAUAUCUUGAAAAGAAAGUCAUAUAUUGUAACACUGGCCCAUUUCUUACACUUAUGGUGGACUUGAACCAUGUUUUUACUCCCUAAAAUCAUUGUACUUUUAAAGUGCAUAUUCCAUACUACAUAAUUUCCAUGAUA